AACCAAUCAGAUUCUCACCUUCCAUUCCCUUUAAAAGCCAGUUGCCUUCGCGCCAUGGCGGAUUCGCUAUUUACAUGGCGGAAUUUGGAAGCGGAAAAACUGAACGCUUCUCCAGAGAGCAACCGGAGCUGCUCGUCACGUGCGCGAGGUUAAAGCGUGUGAGCAGACCAUCUACGGGACACGCCGGAUUCCACCAUAUCUUUAUGUUCUCAACAUUAAUCUUUUACAUUGUAAUCCUUUUAUUUUUAAUAAUCGGCUAGUUUAUGUGCUGCUGCUCAUGCGUCCCUGUGUGUGUGUGUAAUAAGCAGAGUGUACGCGCAUUUGUGGACCCGACCUAUAGACGCACAUUUCUAACUACAUUACUAACUUACAUUACUCGUUAAAUAGUUAAAUAAAUACUGCACCAUUGACUCUAGACCAGGUUUCAGUUGGUUUGGUCAAUGGCGCAGUUUAUUUCAUUUGCGUCAAAAUAGCAACCCUAUUAGGUGUGCCGCCCUGAACACACCUCGUUUUCAGACCAGCACACCCAUAGGCGCACAGUGGCUCGCAAAUGCAUUUGAUAUUUAAACAACAUGGCGAAGAAUGAUAACUGCGUCGGGCGAAACUAGCAAAAACACUUCCGUCGUGCUUUGCGCUGUAUUGCCCUUCGUCUUUAAGUGCCAUAGAAGACGAAUUAAUGGUUGGGGGUGAUAAAUGCAAGAAAUAUAGAAACUCCUACAGAGUUAUGAUCAUUUACAGGGGAGUACAGCAUUUUUGCAAUUGUUAAUUCAUUUGAGAAAUAACAUGAUGGCUAUUUCAGAGUUUGUUUACCUUUCUUUUGUAAUGUAUCAUGUAUAAUAAAUGUUGGCGCCUCCCUCUACUAAGUAACUCUGUAAUGUAAUAAGUGAUGUUGCAACAUCGUUCUGUUGUCAUUACUGUUUUGGUAAUAAAACGCCCUUACAUUUUAACCAGUGUGUAGUGUUACAUGAAGGCAAGUGAAGUUUGACCUCUUUGAUCGGAGAGGGAUCAUCUCUACGGUACUGAAAGAAACUCUGGGUUCGUUCACUGGAGACCCUGUAAAUUCCUGUUUGAAUGGACCCUUGACUAGGAUAGAGACCUCUGACUGUUUCUGACCCGUUAUUCAGACAGCUGCUCUGUCUUUAAGAAGCCAGUUACUACUUGUCAAUGAGAUUUAGUCCAACCAGUAGACUCCCCUGCAUGCGUUCUGAGACACACCUGAGAAACUCAUUGACCUUUGACCUCAUGGCUGCCACUGAGCAUCCCAAUAUGUCUCCUUCCCCCACCGCUGAGAUCACAUCGCCGUCGACCACCCUGGCCACCCCAGAUAUAGUGGUGCUUGUCAUCUACUUCCUCUUGGUUCUGGGCGUGGGCUUGUGGUCUAUGUGGAAGACCAAGAGGAGCACAGUGGAUGGAUAUUUUCUUGCUGGGAAAAGCAUGACUUGGUGGCCGGUGGGCGCCUCUCUGUUUGCCAGUAAUGUGGGCAGUGGGCACUUCAUUGGUCUCGCAGGCUCUGGAGCAGCAGCUGGUAUCGGUGCAACUGCUUAUGAGUGGAACGGCAUGCUGAUGGUGCUGCUCUUGGGCUGGCUGUUUUUACCCAUCUAUAUUGCAUCAAGGGUCACAACAAUGCCUGAGUAUUUACAGAAAAGAUUUGGUGGCAUAAGAAUACAGUUAUUUCUUUGUGUUUUAUAUCUAUUCAUCUACAUCUUCACCAAAAUAUCAGUGGACAUGUAUGCAGGAGCUGUGUUCAUCCAGCAGGCUCUGCAGUGGAACAUCUACCUCGCUGUGGUUCUGCUUCUCGGCAUUACGGCUCUGUACACCAUCGCAGGCGGUCUGGCAGCAGUGAUCUACACCGAUGCGGUUCAGACUGUCAUCAUGGUGGUCGGAGCCUUGAUCCUCAUGGGCUUCAGUUUUGCAGAGGUUGGGGGAUUUCAGGCUGUCCUGGACAAGUAUCCUCAAGCUAUUCCCUCCAUCCGAGUGCCCAACACCACCUGCGGAAUCCCUCGUGAUGAUGCCUUUCACAUAUUCCGUCACCCUGUGACCUCUGACCUGCCGUGGCCGGGAGUAAUCCUGGGCAUGUCCAUGCCCUCCAUGUGGUACUGGUGUUCUGACCAGGUGAUAGUGCAGCGUUCGCUUGCUUCCAAGAACAUUCUGCAUGCUAAAGGAGGAUCUCUGCUCGCCGCUUACCUCAAAGUUCUGCCCUUCUUCAUGAUGGUGAUUCCAGGCAUGAUCAGCAGGAUACUUUACCCAGGUGAACUACUGAAACAAACACCAAAGUUUAAGGCCUCUAAAUGUAUAGUUUGUUCUAUUGAAAUCCAUAUGAACGUGUGUGUGUGUGUGUGUGUGUGUGUGAGAACUGUAGACGAGGUGGGCUGUGGAGACCCAGAUGUGUGUAAACAGGUUUGUGGGAAUCCUGUGGGCUGCUCGGACAUUGCUUAUGCCAAACUGGUGAUGGAGCUCCUUCCCGCAGGUCUGAGGGGUUUAAUGAUGGCUGUGAUGUUGGCUGCUCUCAUGUCCUCUUUGACCUCCAUAUUCAACAGUUCCAGCACCAUUUUCACCAUGGACCUGUGGAGAAACAUUCGCCGCACUGCCUCCGAGUGGGAGCUCAUGAUUGUGGGGAGAGUGUUUGUGUUGGUGUUAGUGGUGGUGUCAGUGCUGUGGAUUCCUCUAGUUCAGGCCAGUCAGGGUGGGCAGCUCUUCAUCUACAUCCAAUCCAUCAGUAUGUACCUGCAGCCCCCCAUAACAGUCAUCUUCCUUGCGGGAUGCUUCUGGAAACGGACCAAUGAGAAGGGUGCAUUCUGGGGUCUGAUAGUGGGCAUGUUGGUGGGCGUUAUAAGGAUGAUCCUGGAUUUCGUCUAUCCUACACCGCUGUGCUAUGAGAGCGACACCAGGCCUGACAUCAUCAAAUAUGUUCACUUCCUGUACUUCUCCAUCAUUCUCAGUCUCCUCACACUAAUCGUGGUGGUGUGUGUUAGUCUGGCUACAGAGAAGCCCAAACCAGAGCAGAUCAGUCGUUUGACGUGGUACACACGCUUUGACCCUGUGAAAGAAAGCGAAGAGGUUGUGGCUUCAGAUCUCUACACGAUCGAAGGCGCCACACAGAACACAAAAGACAUGGAAAACGAUGCAUAUCAAAUGAAAGAAGACUCCAGUAGGUCUGUGUCCAGUGAAGCGGGUUCCUCUAAACUCAAAUCGGCUCUGUUCUGGAUCUGUGGAAUGGAGAAGCAGAAAGAAGGGAAGCCCAUGUCUCCUCCUCCAGAGACUCCGAUAUGUUCCCUCGAGGAAGAGCCCUGUAUGAGACACGUGGUAAACGCCAACCUCAUCGUCUGUAUGUCACUGGCUGUGUUUCUCAUCGCCUACUGGGCAUAGUCACUUGCCCUUUAUCAUGGAUUGUUUAGUGUGACUGGUGUUUAAGUAAAUCUUCACUGAGUAUGUAAUUAAUAAUUGACCGGUAUGCUUAUUUAUUUAUCAAUCAGUUUUUACUUUUUUGAUAAAGACAUUAAAUGACAGUUUAGGGUAGGCAAUUUCUGAGAGGCUAGCUUUGAAAGCAUGAGAUCCCACCCUCCCUUCAGAGCGUCUUCAAAGCCACCGCUUAGUUUCGCCCAGAUACGGCCCACAUCUGGUUCGCUGGAAUCCACAUGUGGCCCUGAUCUGGGCCGACGUCCACACUACUGCGUUUUCGUUUAAAAACGAAGAAUUAAAAAGAAUACAAUCUCUGUCCACACCAGCGUUUUAUCUGCGUAUUAGAAUUGAUCUCCGUGCACAUUAAAUCUUCUGAAAACGCAGAUCACGUGACCAUUCACCAACACUGGGCAUGCGCGUGCCGGUGUAAACAGGAAACGGAUUGACUAUUCCUCAGAUUUGAAGAAGAAAGUAACGUUAGCUACCUGAUGGGUGGCUGACGAAUCAGGGAAGGACACGUCAUGACUGAUGACACCCAAUCAUAGAGCCGAGCGUCGUCGUUUCUAAAUUCCUCCGUUUUGUCCCAUCUUCACUAAAACGCCCUCCGGAGAUU
Molecule: messenger RNA, 4012 nt
Organism: Pimephales promelas (fathead minnow)
Lineage: Eukaryota; Metazoa; Chordata; Actinopteri; Cypriniformes; Leuciscidae
Gene: slc5a11
Product: solute carrier family 5 member 11
Biological process (GO): transmembrane transport
Cellular component (GO): plasma membrane
Molecular function (GO): D-glucose:sodium symporter activity
Source: RefSeq, a predicted model, not a curated record